AUGAUGCCCUUUCUGCCUUCCUGCAGCGGCAAGGCGUUUUGCCAUAAUUCUGCAGUGCUGCUGCUGUUGAUUUUGUCUUUAAUUGCUGCUGCUGCGCUGGUAUUUCCUGCUGCUGCUGCUGCUGCUUCUGUCUUGCUGCAGAGAGAGUCCUCUCUCGAUAUUUUGGGCCGGAGGGAAGAUGAGACUCGUAGGAACUCCUCGCAGGCCCGGGAAGCAACAGCAGCUGCAGCAGCUGCUGCUGCUUCUGCUGCUGCUGCUGUUCCCGUCGACGCAACUGAUGCAGACGAGCCUAGCGACCGCCAGGAGGCAUCUCCGGGCCUUCUCAGCUUCCCCAUUCCAGCAGCAACAGCAGCAGCAGCAGCUGCUGCUGCUGCUGUUGCUGCUCCCGUGCCGCCUUCGGUUCCCCAGUUCGAAAAGCAGCCGCAGCAGCCGCAAUUCGCCCCACUGUGUCCACUGCCUAUUCAGCAACCCAGCCUGCAGCAGCAGCACCAACAGCAGCAACAGCAGCAGCAACAGCAGCAGCAACAGCAGCAGCAGCAUGGGCAACUUGGCUUCUUGGAGCCUUCUGCCGGGGGCUAUGGUGCGCCUGUCCCAUCGGUGACAGCAGCAGCGAGGACAGGCAGCAGAAACGACCUUACUGCUUUGCUGCUGCGCGCUGCUGCCCAUCAUGCUGCAGCAGCCGCUGCAGCAAAUGCAGCAGCAGCAGCAGCGGUAGCAGCAGCAGCAGGAGAGGGGGAUGCCGCGGCUCUGCACCAAGCAGCUCACGCAGUAGCUGCGAUGCAGCCGCAGCAAGCUGUACCAGCUGCUGCUCUCACGUAUCAGCACUGGCAGCAGCAAACCUGUGGCAAUCAAGAGCAGCAACAGCAGCAACUGCAUCAGCAGCAACUGCAUCAGCAGCAACUGCAGCAGCAGCAACUGCAGCAGCAGCAACUGCAGCAGCAGCAGCUGCAGCAGCAGCAGCUGCAGCAGCAGCAACUGCAGCAGCAGCAACUGCAGCAGCAGCAAAUGCAGCAGCAGCAAAUGCAGCAGCAGCAGCAGCAACAGCAGCAACAGCAGGCUCUCCCGGAUACGACGGAUGACCUCGCCUUUGCUGUUUCGCUGCUGCUGCAGGAGGGGCAGCAGCAGCAACGGUCGCUGCUGACGGUCCCGCCAGGCCACGAAGCAGAUCCAAAAACGCUGAAGCAGCAGCAGCUGCUGCUGCAGCAGUUGCAGCAGCUGCAGCAGCUGCAGCAGCAGCAAAGUGACGACCUGGAUCCGAAGGAACUUCUUCACCAACAAACAGCCCUUUUAGCGGCACUGCAGCAGCAAGACCUGCAGCAUCCGCAUCUGCUGCUGCAGAACCAGCAGCAGCAGCAGCAGCACCAGGAGCAGCAGCAGUCUGGCUUUGUGCCAUGCACGCGAAGCAACAGCACGUGCGGCCGCACGACGAGCAUCUCAGGCAUGUCUUCAGUUCCGAUGGGCAGCAGCAGCGGCAACAGGAGCAGCAGCAGCAACAGCAGCAGCAGCAGCUGCCAAGGAGACCAAGUGUUUGAUCUGCAGCUGCAGGCACUUCUUGCUGAAGCCAAAGGCGUUGGCUGGAACUACGAUUUAAGCGACUUAGCUGUGUCGCCGCCGCAGCAGCAGCAGCAGCACACGCUGCAGCCGCUGCAGAUUUUGCCGAAUAGCAGUGGCAGCACGAGCAGCAGCAGCAGCAGCAGCAGCAGCAGCAGCAGCUGCUGCAACAUAGUCGACAGAGCAGCAGCGCACCUGGAAACCCUCCCCUCACUGGGGUCACUGAGCAGCGCGGAUCACUGCACUGGUGCUGCAGACGCACCAAGCAGCAGCAGCAGCAGCAGUAGCAGCAGCAGCAGCAAUCAGGCUGCACAGAUAAACCAGGGAAGCGGCGGAGAUAGCAUUGGCGCCGCAGCAAGGUGGGCGACGGGGACCACAGGCAGAAGCAGCAGCAGCAGCUGCAGCAGUUGCUGCUGCAGCAGCAGCACCCCAGGCCAGAGGCUUUCUCGUCGGCAGCGGCGGCUGUUGCGCCAGCAGCAAGCAGAGGAGCAGCAGCAGCAGCAGCAGCAGCAUCCGGCGCAGCAGCAGCAGCAGCAGAAACAAGGACAGCCGAAGCAGCAGCAGCAGCAGCGGCAGUCCAAGUGCAGCACGAGCGAGCACGAGGGCUCUCGCUACGGCCCCGCCGACUGGAGCCACCAGCAUUACCAUCAGCAGCAGCAGCAGCAGCAGCAGGAGCAGCAGCAGCUGCUCCUGCAGCAGCAGCAAAUGGGCGUCUGCUAUGUCCCUGGAAUGCAUGCAACUCAGCCCCUCCCAGGGGUUUCUUGGCUGCUGCCGGGGCCCUCGGGGCCCUCCCCCAUUCUUGUGGGGGCCCCCUGCAGCUCUUUACAUUCAGCUACGCGUUCGGGGCCCCAAGCAGCAGCAGCAGCGGCUGCUGCUGCUGCUGCUCCCACCACUGCUGCUGCUGCUGCAGGCGCUGCUGCUCCCCCCAGCUACUAG
Molecule: messenger RNA, 2487 nt
Organism: Eimeria tenella
Lineage: Eukaryota; Apicomplexa; Conoidasida; Eucoccidiorida; Eimeriidae
Product: zinc finger (C3HC4 type RING finger) protein, putative
Exons: 2
Coding region: 1-2487 (828 amino acids)
Source: RefSeq, a predicted model, not a curated record